AUGGGCUUCCAGACAUCCCUAGUAGCUGGGUCAUACAACGCCAUCAUCAUCUCGUCAACCCAGCCCAUUGACCCGAUCAUAAUCACCCCUCUAAACGGCACAUACUACCCAAACGGCAACUUUGCAACAACGGGAAGUGCCAAAGCCAUCUCCUGUGGCUCUGGAUACUGUCAACCCGUUGGGUCUAAGAUAGGGAACAUUAGCCCGAAUAGUACAGCUCGGGCUGUAAUCCCCGCUACAGCCGGAAAAAAGUAUCUGGCAAUUGACUACAUCAAUAAUGAUGUUGCCUUUGGCUCGGCAUGGGAUUGGGGAUCGAACACCAGGCACUUGACCGUGAAUAUCAAAGGUGGAGAAAACCAUGAGUUGUUUGGGCCUGGACUAGGAUGGUGGGAUACAGCGGCUAUUGGCGUGCUUACGAAUGGUUGGAAGGACGGGGAUAAAGAGGUUGUCAUUGGGAAUGGGGGUGGUGAGAGUGGGUUUCAGUCAUAUGGGCCUGAUUUUGUUGGCUUGAGGGUGCUGUAG
This is a messenger RNA of Aspergillus alliaceus, 522 nucleotides long. RefSeq names its product carbohydrate-binding module family 35 protein. The transcript is spliced from 2 exons. NCBI's taxonomy places the organism in Eukaryota, Fungi, Ascomycota, Eurotiomycetes, Eurotiales, Aspergillaceae. Bases 1 to 522 code for a protein of 173 amino acids. The record is from RefSeq and is a predicted model, not a curated record.